AUGGCUGGAGGCACGGUCAAGUACCGGCAUCUCAGCCGCAACUCGUCUGCGCGCAUGGCCCUGCUGCGCGGCCUGGUCACGCAACUGGUGCAGUACGAGCACAUACAGACCACCUACGCAAAGGCCAAGGAGGCGCAACGCAUGGCCGAGAAGCUUAUCACGCUCGCAAAGAAAAACAAUGAGCCCAGCCGGAGGGCUGCACAGGGCAUCCUCUAUACACCAAAUGUUCACCUCCCAAAGCUUCUUGGCGAGCUGCGCACACGCUAUCUCCCGAGAGAAGGCGGCUACACCCGCGUCGUGCGCACCGAGUCGAAAAACACCUACGACCAGGGCGAGAGCGCCAUCCUCGAGUUCGUCGACGGGCCCAAGGACUCGCGCUUCAUGAUGGCGGCCAAGACGCUGGCCAGGGACCGCCUGCUGGGAAGGGUGUCUACGCCGCUUACCCUGAAAAACGUCCAAAAGGUGACGAGGCUCCGCGGCGAAGACGAAUUGGAGAAGAUGGUGCGGCGCUUCAUGGCCCUUGAUACGGCAGAUCCCGACACGACGCCAGAGGUGGAAAGCCCUGAGGCUGCAAAGAUGGCCGCCAGGGAGAGCGCAGCGGUGCAGAAAAUGGCUGGUGAUAUCGUCCCAGACUCUGUCAAGAAGGCGGCCGGAGAGUCUGGACGGUCAGGGUGGUGGCCCAUGGGUACCAAGAGAUAG
This is a messenger RNA of Hirsutella rhossiliensis, 699 nucleotides long. RefSeq names its product ribosomal protein l17 domain-containing protein. The record is from RefSeq and is a predicted model, not a curated record. Gene Ontology annotation, cellular component: mitochondrial large ribosomal subunit; ribosome. The transcript has 2 exons. Gene Ontology annotation, biological process: translation. NCBI's taxonomy places the organism in Eukaryota, Fungi, Ascomycota, Sordariomycetes, Hypocreales, Ophiocordycipitaceae. The coding region runs from base 1 to 699 and encodes 232 amino acids. Gene Ontology annotation, molecular function: structural constituent of ribosome.